Molecule: messenger RNA, 1170 nt
Organism: Wyeomyia smithii (pitcher-plant mosquito)
Lineage: Eukaryota; Metazoa; Arthropoda; Insecta; Diptera; Culicidae
Exons: 3
Coding region: 1-1170 (389 amino acids)
Source: RefSeq, a predicted model, not a curated record
AUGGAUGUGGAACUCAAAAUGCGUCAACUGAUCUCCCGGCGGACAACUCUACUCGCUUCACUCAACCGUGCUCAACAGUUUUUGGACAACUGCGAGGCCAAACUCUUUCAAAUAAAAGCCGGAUUGUUAUCUAUCCUGCCGCCUAUUCUUCCUAGCGCUGAUCUCCCUACUAACCCCCCUUGCUCUAACUCUGGUCUUGCUGGUUUAAAAUUGCCUACUAAAGCUUUGCCCGAGUUUAACGGUGACUACCAAGAGUGGCUUGGAUUUCAUGAUACCUUUCAUGCGCUGAUACAUACCAAUGUGGAUGUUGCAGAUAUCCAAAAAUUCCAUUAUUUGCGAGCAGCGCUAAAAGGAGAAGCGUCACAGGUAAUUGAAUCAAUUUCUAUUAGUGCAGCAAAUUAUAAUUUAGCUUGGGAAGCAUUAGUGUCACGCUACUCGAACGAGUACUUACUCAAAAAACGCCAUCUCCAAGCUCUUUAUGAAACACCGCGGAUGAAGCAAGAAUCCGCAGCCGCACUUCAUGGGCUUGUUGACGAAUUUGAAAGGCACAUCAAGGUUCUCAAGCAGUUGGGAGAGCCCACAGACUCGUGGGGUACAAUGUUAGAGCAUUUACUCUGCACGAGAUUGCAUGACGAGACGCUGCGACAAUGGGAAGAGCAUGCUUCAACAAUCGAAAUCCCGUCGUACGCUAACUUAUUCGCACAUUGCUCCAACGAUGCGUGGUCCGUCUGGUGUGUCAUCGAAAUACAGGCGGCCCUUCGGGACGACGAAGUUUUCUACAAACGCCAUCACAGAGGAACUAGCGAACGAAAAUGGAGUUGCCACCCGGCUUGGCAUGUCAAUGCGUCAAUUCAGGAAGCUGUCGCUAAGGAAAAACUGAACCAGAUUAACGCCAAGCGGUUAUGCUUCAACUGCCUUCGAGAUGGUCAUUUGGUGAGCAAGUAUCCUGUUAGGGGAAGCUGUCGAGCCUGCCAGAAGCGGUAUCAUACUAGCAUACAUCCUGGGUAUGUAGAGGAACUCAAGGUCAGAGAAACAGGAACGACAAAUGUCAAUCUGCUGUUGGUAUCGGCGCAAACAAACGUUACUACUGCCGCUGCAGCACGCGUCGAGCCCACUACGACGCACAUUCCAGAUGAGCCACAAGCAUCCAUUUACGCAAUACAAGGAUAA